Messenger RNA from Myxocyprinus asiaticus (Chinese sucker), 1234 nucleotides. Its product is annotated as protein transport protein Sec61 subunit beta-like. Bases 139 to 432 code for a protein of 97 amino acids. Gene Ontology annotation, cellular component: Sec61 translocon complex. Gene Ontology annotation, biological process: intracellular protein transport. The transcript is spliced from 4 exons. The record is from RefSeq and is a predicted model, not a curated record. Lineage: Eukaryota; Metazoa; Chordata; Actinopteri; Cypriniformes; Catostomidae.
UCGUGGCUUUCUCGGUGAAACGUCAUCAAGUGGCUCUCUUCUUUAGUGUUCUGGAUCAGCUGGAGCUCUGUUACAGACGCAGUCAACAAGAUUCAGUCUUCUACCCACAAACUCCUGAAACUUACAAUAUUAAACAAAAUGCCUGGACCUGCAGCUAGUGUAACAAAUGUUGGUGCCUCUAGCCGUUCCCCAAGUAAGACAGUGGCCCCUCGCGCCGCUGGCACCUCAGCCAGACAGAGGAAAGCCCCCAGCAGUGGUGCACGCAGUGGAGGCAGAUCCACAGCAACAGCUGGCACAGGAGGGAUGUGGCGCUUUUACACUGAAGACUCACCAGGACUUAAAGUUGGCCCAGUACCAGUUUUGGUGAUGAGUCUUCUCUUUAUCGCAUCUGUAUUCAUGUUGCACAUCUGGGGAAAGUACACCCGCUCCUAAGCCUGAAUGACCUCUGAACUACAACCCCUAAAACCUGACACAGAAUCUUAAGCCAUUGGACUUGGACCAAAUUCUGACCAUCUACACCCCCAUCCCCUUCCUUUAUGACCUCCAUUUCAAGGGGUUUCACCCCCCAAAAGAGUUUACCCUGCCUCUACAACCAUUUAACUUCUUUUUUUUUUUUUUUUCACCAGUUCAGGACAUCCAUUUUUUCUUUUUCUUUUUGUUCAAACUAAUAUUUAAAAUUGUACAAUACAUUUCUAAAACAUGUUAUUUGUCUGUUUUUUUUUUUCUUCAGUGUACUUGGAAAAACAAAGAAAAUCACAGGGUAUGAAUUGCAUAAGGUGUCAAUAUCUUUAGUCUAUGGCAUAACAAGGGGUUCUAUGCAAAUGUACAUUCCAGGCAUGCCAUUAACAUGUAAGCUGGUUAGGCUCCACCCAUGUCUGAACAUGAUAAUGUGCUAUUGCCCAAAUUCCAAUGAGCCUGCAGCUACAUCCCAUCAAUGUUAAGUCAAACCUCACCUUACUCAAGCAUGCUAGUACAAAUAAAAAAUAAAAUAAAAAAAGCUCAGAGUAGCACUCAUAGAAGUUGUGAAGAAGAAUGCAUAAAAGUUCAAAGAAUGUAGCACAAAAAAAAAGGGAAUUUUAACUUCCAUGUGAUGGUAGAAAAACAAGGGGGAUUUCUUUCAAUGAUAAAUGUUAAUUUUAUGUUUUAGAACUGAAUAAUAGUACUACAAACUAAUGUGGGCUUUGCUUUGAGUAGUUCAACCAAAUAUUAAAAUUCUGUCAUUUACUCACCCGAA